AUGGAUGAGAAGAAAUUAACAGUCGAGGAUACCUCGAACAACCCUGUGAGCAUUUCUAACCCGACUCCUAUUCAAGCAGAAGGACAAUCAGUGGCGUCCUCUAGAGAUCUCGACGAUGCAUACGACCUCUAUCGAAGACAAGAUGCCGUCGAUCUUGACCCUCGAGAAGCACGUCAGGUGCUACGAAAAAUCGAUUGGCACAUUCUGCCACUUCUGAUGGGAACUUAUCUACUUCAAUACCUCGAUAAGUCAAGCGUCAACUUCGCAAGCGUUUUUGGAUUAAGGCAAGGGACGAAUCUACAUGGCCAAGAUUACUCGUGGUCUUUAUCUAUAUUUUAUUUCGGAUACUUAGUAGCGCAAUGGCCAGCCGGCUAUCUCUUGCAAAGGCUUCCAGCCGGGAAGUUCAUCGGUAGCAGCAUUCUAGUUUGGGGUAUGCUCACCAUUGUUACUCCGGCAUGCAAGAAUUUCGCCGGGAUAGCAGUGAACCGCUUCUUGCUCGGAUGCUUCGAGGCAGUAGUGAACCCGGGUUUCGUGCUCGUCCUUUCAAUGUGGUGGAAACAGGAUGAGCAGCCCAUGCGAUUGACGACUUACUACAGUAUGAAUGGGAUAGCUGCUCGAUAUCAUAUCAAACUGAGAAUUGGCCACAUCACAUCUGGUUUACCUCCAUGGAUGUACAUCUUUCUUGUGUUCGGUUCUAUAAGUUUGGCUUGGGGUACCAUCUUCCUGAUCUUCAUGCCUGAUAUUCCUUCGACGGCGCGAUUUCUAAACGAAAAGCAGAAAGUUAUCGCAGUCGAACGAGUAGCUAAGAACAGACAAGGAGUGAAGAACCACCAUUUCAAAACCUAUCAAAUGUGGCAGUGUCUCCUGGAUCCGAAGACUUGGAUUUUAUUUGUCAUGGCCAUCGCAGCGCAGAUUCCAAAUGCUGCCCAGUCAAGUUUCACAUCCAUAAUUCUAGAGACAUUCGGCUUUGAUGUGCUCCAGACGCAGUACUUACAAAUCCCGGGGAAUUUAGUACAAUUCUUUUCCCUUCUCCUAUCAGGUUGGAUUAGUUCUCGAUUUCCAAACAUGCGUUGUGUGGUCAUGUUAGUGGGAAACUUGAUCUGCGUCGGCUGUGGUGCAGCUCUUGUCGGGCUACCGGUUGGUCCUGAUGGUACACAGAAUAGAUGGGGUCGACUGGUUGCGCUCUGGCUGUGCUCAUUCCAAUCUGUAGGUUUUAGUUUGAGCUUGACGAUGGUAAGUAGCAACGUAGCCGGAUAUACCAAAAAACAGCUCACGGGAGCUUUCCUGUUCGUGGGCUAUUGUGUCGGGAAUAUAAUAGGGCCGCAAACCUUUAUCGAAACAGAGGCACCGUUCUAUACCUCGGCGUACAUUGCGAUUCUCAUCGGCUAUUCUGUGAAGACAGUAAUGGUCAUCGUACUGUACAUAUAUAUGUGGUCGGUAAACAGGAAGCGGGACCGUGAAGCUGCCCUAGAGGGCCCUGGACUUUCAGAGGAACAAGAGAAACAAGCGAUCGAGCAAGGAAUGCAGGAUGUUACCGAGUUGGAUAACAAGGGCUUUAGAUACGUUCUAUAA
Daldinia vernicosa is the source of this 1572-nucleotide messenger RNA. RefSeq names its product MFS general substrate transporter. Gene Ontology annotation, biological process: allantoate transport; dipeptide transport; tripeptide transport. The transcript is spliced from 8 exons. The coding region runs from base 1 to 1572 and encodes 523 amino acids. Gene Ontology annotation, cellular component: plasma membrane. The record is from RefSeq and is a predicted model, not a curated record. Gene Ontology annotation, molecular function: dipeptide transmembrane transporter activity; allantoate transmembrane transporter activity. Lineage: Eukaryota; Fungi; Ascomycota; Sordariomycetes; Xylariales; Hypoxylaceae.